This is a messenger RNA of Megalops cyprinoides (Indo-Pacific tarpon), 7104 nucleotides long. It is a transcript of the gene slc8a2b, whose product is annotated as solute carrier family 8 member 2b. Gene Ontology annotation, cellular component: axon; postsynapse; sarcolemma. Gene Ontology annotation, biological process: cell communication; calcium ion import across plasma membrane; sodium ion transmembrane transport. NCBI's taxonomy places the organism in Eukaryota, Metazoa, Chordata, Actinopteri, Elopiformes, Megalopidae. The transcript has 13 exons. The coding region runs from base 273 to 3158 and encodes 961 amino acids. Gene Ontology annotation, molecular function: calcium:sodium antiporter activity. The record is from RefSeq and is a predicted model, not a curated record.
UCAGUCGCUGAAACGUGAGCGCGAUUCUGUGUGUAUAUGAGAACUGUUUGUGAGUGUACCUUAGAGAGAGUGUGCAACUCAAGCCGUAGAGAGCAGUUAAAUUAACGGGAACAGUUUCCGAUGUAUUUCACAGCAAUGUGCGCAUUACCGCGAGUUCUACACUGAUCAGCGCGAUAAACUAGGAAAUAAGGUGACCUGGGUCCACCUCCGCCUGCUCUGCCAGCUUCUUCUCCCCGCCCCCCUUCUGUUCGCCCCCCACCCCCAGAGGAGCCAUGGCUCUGUGCUCCUCACCUCUGCACCUCCCCAUCCUGCUCCUGCUGCUCCUGCUGCCCCAGCCCUGCACCCCCGAGUCCCAGAGGAGUGGCGAGGAGCGGGCGUCGCCCUCCAUCUCCCCCGAGCCCUACAGCAACAGCACGGCUGGGGGUGGCAAGCGGUCCUGCACCGGCUCGUCCUACUGCAAGCCCGGCACCCUGCUGCCCGUCUGGAAGCCCCAGAGCCCCGGCCUGGGGGACCAGGUGGCCCGCGCCGUGGUCUACUUCGUCUCCCUCAUGUACAUGUUCCUGGGCGUGUCCAUCAUCGCCGACCGCUUCAUGGCGUCCAUCGAGGUCAUCACCUCUCAGGAGAAGGAGGUGACCAUCACCCUGCCUAAUGGGGAGACGUCGGUGGCCACCGUGCGCAUUUGGAACGAGACGGUGUCCAAUCUCACCCUGAUGGCCCUGGGCUCCUCUGCCCCGGAGAUCUUGCUGUCAGUCAUUGAGGUGUGUGGGCACGGUUUUGAGUCGGGUGAGCUGGGCCCGGGCACCAUCGUGGGCAGCGCCGCCUUUAACAUGUUCGUGAUCAUCGGGAUCUGCGUGUGGGUUAUCCCCGAUGGCGAGGUCCGCAAGAUCAAGCACCUGCGCGUGUAUUUCAUCACCGCCUUCUGGAGCAUCUUCGCCUACAUCUGGCUGUACCUCAUCCUGGCCGUGAUCACGCCCGGCGUCGUGGAGGUGUGGGAGGCCCUGGUCACCCUGGCCUACUUCCCUGUCUGUGUGAUCCUGGCCUGGAUUGCUGACCGCCGGCUGCUCUUCUACAAGUACAUGUACAAGCGGUACCGGGCAGACAAGCGGCGGGGCAUCGUGGUGGAGACGGAGGGCGAGAUGACCCCCAAGGGCAUGGAGAUGAUCAUGGACGGCAAGUUCCCGCCGCGGGGGGGAGCGGUCGGGGCCAUGCCCCCCGAGACCUGCCAGGAAGGCAACGGCACGGUGACAGCCAUCACGAACCUGCCCAACUCCAACAGCACCGCCAUCAACAUGGAGAACAGCAAGGAGCUGGACGAGAGCCGCAAGGAGGUGAUCCGCAUCCUAAAGGAGCUGAAGCAGAAGUACCCGGACAAGGAGCUGGAGCAGCUGGUGGAGCUGGCCAACUACUACGCCCUGCUGCACCAGCAGAAGAGCCGCGCCUUCUACCGCAUCCAGGCCACGCGCAUGAUGAUCGGGGCUGGCAACGUGCUGAAGAAGCACGCCGCCGACCACGCCCGGCGCGCCGCCGCCGCCGAGGACGCGCCCGAGGAGGACGACCUGGCCACCUGCAGCCGCAUCUCCUUCGAGAGCGCCCACUGCCAGUGCAUGGAGAACUGCGGCACGCUCAGCCUGGCCGUGGUCUGCCAGGGCGGCACUGGGGAGAGCACCUUCUACGUGGACUACCGCACCGAGGACGGCUCGGCCAACGCCGGCUCCGACUACGAGUACAGCGAGGGCACGCUGGUCUUCAAGCCCGGGGAGACCAGAAAGGAGAUCAAGGUGGGCAUCAUCGAUGACGACAUCUUCGAGGAGGACGAGCACUUCUUCGUGCGGCUGCUGAACUUGCGUGUGGGCGACGCCGAGGGCAUGUUCGAGAGCGAGGGGGCAGGCCUGGCCCCCAAGGGCCGGCUGGUGGAGCCGCUGGUGGCCACUGUCACCAUCCUGGACGACGACCACGCCGGCAUCUUCACCUUCAGCGAGCGGCUGGUGCGCGUGAGCGAGAGCGUGGGCACCAUGGAGGUGACGGUGGUGCGCAACUCGGGCGCCCGCGGCACCGUCAUCCUGCCCUACCACACCGAGGCGGGCACUGCGCGUGGUGGCGGCGUGGACUACGAGGACACCCGCGGGGAGCUGGAGUUCUCCAACGACCAGACCACUCAGACCCUGCAGGUGCGGAUCAUCGACGAUGAGGAGUACGAGAAGCACGAGAACUUCUUCAUCGUACUGGAGGAGCCGCGAUGGCUGAAGAGGGGAAUCUCAGCUCUGCUGCUCAACCAAGAGGACCCAGAGGGGGAGAUGAGUGCGGAGGAGGAGGAGGCUCGUCGCAUUGCGGAGAUGGGGAAGCCCAUCCUGGGAGAGCACAGCCGGCUGGAGGUGGUCAUAGAGGAGUCCUACGAGUUCAAGAGCACAGUGGAUAAGCUCAUUAAGAAGACCAACCUGGCACUAGUGAUUGGUACUCACUCCUGGAGGGAGCAGUUCAUUGAAGCGGUGACUGUUAGCGCAGGUGAUGGCGAUGAAGACGACGAGGAAGGGCGGGAGGAGCGUCUUCCUUCCUGUUUCGACUAUGUCAUGCACUUCCUGACAGUGUUCUGGAAGGUUCUUUUCGCCUGUGUGCCGCCCACCGAGUACUGGAACGGCUGGGCCUGCUUCGUGGUGUCCAUCUCGGUCAUCGGCUUCCUCACCGCUGUCAUCGGGGACCUGGCCUCUCACUUUGGCUGCACCGUGGGCCUGCGCGACACCGUCACGGCUGUGGUGUUUGUGGCCCUGGGCACCUCUAUCCCUGACACCUUUGCCAGCAAGGUGGCCGCCACGCAGGACCAGUACGCCGACGCCUCAGUGGGCAACGUGACCGGCAGCAACGCGGUCAACGUCUUCCUGGGCAUCGGGGUGGCGUGGACGGUGGCGGCGGUGUACUGGCGGGUGAAGGGCAAGCAAUUCCGCGUGGACCCCGGCUCGCUGGCCUUCUCCGUCACCCUCUUCACCAUCUUCGCCUUCAUCGCCAUGGGCAUGCUGCUGUUCCGCCGACGGCCCUCCAUCGGCGGCGAGCUGGGCGGGCCCCGCAUCUCGCGGCUCCUCACCACCCUCCUCUUCCUCGGCCUCUGGCUCCUCUACAUCCUCUUCUCCAGCCUGGAGGCCUACUGCCACAUAGAGGGCUUUUAAACGCAAGGGAUGGGACACACACACACACACACGUAAAUAUAUAUACACAAAUGUGCACAAACAAACACACACGCAUACUUUGCAUUUCUACAUAUCUGUGCAGAAGUAGGGCCUGACAAAAAACCUAGAAGGGUCACUCUAGAAACAUCACAUGAUUCUCCCUGUUACUGCACACCUUGUAAACUUUACACACACACGCACAUACAUGCAUGCACAUACAUAAACACAAACACACACACGCGCCUGUGCUGGACAUAGACAGGAGAGCGGAGGGAACGAGAGAGUGUACUUUGUGAAGGGGGGGAGUCGGCUAGAAGGAGAAAAGGAUGGGCUUCGGAGGAGAGACUGGAGGGUGGAGAGGUAGAGAGGAGAAGAGUCCGAGUGUAACACAGCACGUAGGGAGAGAGCAGAAGAGAGACAGAUGGGACGAGAAUGGAAGACUCUGAGGGAUUCUGUUUACUGCACGAGCAUGGUUCAGCAUCACGGUGAACUUUUUUUUUUUUUUGGGAAAGGUCAGCCCCUCACCAGACCCCGUUUCUGACCGUGUCGCCUGCGUGAACCUCAAGGCAUGAUAGAACUUAGCCCCUACAUUUGCUCCAGGCAUCUGUUUGAACAUCUCCCUCUGCGUUUUUUUUUUUUUUUUUUGGUACAGUCAUUUUACUCUUACAGGUUCCUAUCAGUUAAAGAUGUGUUAUUAAUGUAAAGGCGAGGAUUCCCCUGGAUUCAUCGAGUGGGUGGGGCUACCCGUGAUCCAUACCCACCCACUGCAGAGAACCAGGAAGCGGACUGAGAGAGCCCAAUCCUUUGUUCCUGGCAGCAUGAGGAGCCUGCAGCAAAAGACAACCAGCUGAGUUCAGGCCGACUGAUGUCCAGAGUAACUGAGCAAUCGCGUGACAGUGACACAAGGUCACAAUGAUGUAAUGACUUAUUAUAUAUGUAUUUAUUUAUUAUUCAGUUAUUAAAAACCUGCAGUUGUGGAGAUGCUCCACUGUUGAGCAUAUGGGCUAGUGGCAUGUAAAAUGCACCAGUGGAGUGUAUGGGCCAAUGUCGCUGGUUCUUACACCAGCGGAGUGUACAGUGAGCUAAGCGACUCGUCUGCCAUUUCACUAAUAGCAAAGACCUGAUUCUGUCUGUUAGAGUCUGGGUCGUUACAGUCUGCAACGGAAACACAGCUAGCGUAAUGCUUUUGGGACUGUCAGUUGAUUUGUUUUACUUUAAAAUGAGGAUGGGGCCCAGAUUGCUGAUGCCUGUGUUUGUGGCGUUGGGAAGAGGAGACGUGAAGGGUUCCUCGGAUUUCACUGGAGCCUCAAGGACGGAUUUAUUUCACAGGAACUUACAGUCAGACGCAGACACACAGGUGGGAUACAUAAAUAUCACAUGCACUUCAGUGAUCUAACCUCCACCUCUAGUUUUAUUAAUACAACUCUCUAUAACUUGCUCCAUCCCCAGAGGCAAUUCAAUGCAUUCACUUGCUUUACAGGCAUGAAAAAUAAACUGUAUGGGGUGACAGUGUACAGAUAUACAGCACCCAGACUGGCUUUUCAUAUAAAAAUAUCAAAUGCCAAGACAUGCAUCCUCUGGAGUUGGCCUUUUGAGGGACAGUGUUCCCCUCUGAAUACUUCACAGAGUAGGAACGGCAGGCCUACAAGACGCUCGCCGGAUUGGGCUUGUCCUCUCAGCAUGACCAGAUAUGAUUUUACAUGCCCCCAAACCUUGGAUUGAUAAAGCAGUCAGGUGCACUACCAUCCUUUCUGUCUGCCUUCGCUUUUCGGCUGUGAAUUAGUGUAAUUCCACACUAUUGCCCUAAGAAUGGACCUAUUAUUUAGUAAAGUCAGCAUAUUUAUAAUGUAAAUAAGGACUGUGUAUUUUAAUAACUAUUCCUUUGUAACUGUCCUGUGUGGUAUUAUAUUACAUUGGAUUAUGUUGUUCCUUUGCUAGACUGUCCUUCAAGCUGAAGCACAGAUCCGAUAGUAGUACUCACAAAGAUGAACAACAACACAACAGACAGACAUGUUCUCAGUUUUGUGUCAAAAUUUAAAGUGCAUUGUCAACAUCCUAGCACUCUUGCACAAUGUAUAGCACACAAUCAAAGCUUAUGUUCAAUUGUUGUACCUGUGUUCCCAACCAAACUGGGACUUAACAAACAGAAGCAAGGGGAUCGGUCCAUUGGAGAGCAGUUGAGGUGGCAGGAGAUAGGUCCAUAACGCAGAUGCAGCUGUGGCAGGACAGAUGCGAUUGGUCAGCGAGAGGUGAGCUGAAAGUUCAGGGCCAGGUGAGGGAAAGUGUAAUAAGCUGUUAAUAUUGAUGUUGAUUCAAAUUUAAUAUGUCUGUCUUUGUGAUAAUCUGUAGUUUGUAACAUUUGACUUCACAACAGCUGAGUCCUUUUUGAUAUGGUCGGCUAACCCUUUGCUAUAAUGUAAUAGUGAUGCAUGACAGAGUAGUGGAGCACGGUUACGGCAUGGUCAAAAUACGCAUGGACGGCAAAAUAAAAAGACACACAGUAUUUAUUUUAUUUGAAGAGCAUAGUGUCAGCCUCCCCGGAGGCACUGAUUUCAGUGUGGUCAGAGAAGGAUAGAACUCCCGUCUGAGCUCACAAGGCACGAGCAACGACAAGUAGAUUGUGCCCACACACACUGAUCCAGGAUCAGCUGAUCCCGCCCUUAUUUUCACCCCAGCCAUUUUGAGCGGGAAGGCUGACCUCAGUCAAUGGUCAGUGGCUGGGUUCACUGUCUUGUGACACCCUGGCUCCCCCCCUCCCCCAGCUGGUUGCUACCGCACAGCCUUUGACCGCAUCAACGCUAGAAUGAAACGCGUUUAGCAGCGCUCAUUCAUGCUUCCCUGUGACCGUUCUCUCUCAUUAUCACACCCACCCUUUUCCGAACGCUGGGGAACACUGAAUACACACUGGGAUUUUGGAUUCGCUUCUUUUUAUUGUACGUUUUGUAUAAAGCUUUGACCGAAGUAGACAUCACUCUGUGGCCAGCUCGUGGAUAGAGUAUUAAAGAUGAGCUUGGUUGACCGGUGUGUGUCCAGGACGAAAAUGAGGUACUGCUCACAGUGGGGAGUUUGGACAGAGCCGUGCGCAGGGGUCUGCACGACCUUGCGCUGGGUCCAGCUAGCACAAUGUUCUCACAGUCACAUUAGCGUGAAGAGAGUGUUAUGUGUUAGCUGCUGACUUUGUACUGGAUGUCCUGCUGAUCACUGCUUUGAGGUACUGAACCCUAACCCUAUACUGCCUUAAAAAGAGGGAUUUAUUUAUUUAUAGAUUUAUUUAUAUAGUAUUUGUGUUGUAAUAUGUUGUGCAGUUAUGUAAGCUUUUAGCAAAUACCAGACAACAAAAUUAUUAAGAAUUCAUGUGCAAUAGGCUGCCCGCACACACAGUCCUAGAGGAAAACAGUAGAGACACCAAAAAGGAGAAAGUACAGACUGAAGCUAUGUACCCUAUGCCUCCCCAGCUCCUGCAAUACUGCCCUAGUGGGAGGAGCACAAAGGGUAUGAGGGACGGAGUCUAAUCCGUACCUUAACAAGUGGAAAGGCAAUAAGGCAGCCAGCGGUGAAUCAUGCAAAUGAGAGGGAAAAAUUUGCUUCUUCUCCAUAACCACUAGACCCAAGGGCUGGUUCCAUGUGGUUAUUCCCUUGAAAAAAAAGGAUAAUUAAAUCCUAUUAUUUAUUUAUUUAUUUAUUUAUUUAUUUAUUUAUACUCACACAGCCUCAUUUACACUGCAUUUAGAUGCGUAGGAGAAAAAAAUACGUUUUUGGAAGCUUAUUAUCCUGGAUCACAACUAAACCAUGGAGAGAAAUAAUAUAAGUUACAAACUUGGAUGAGAGAACAUUUCUAUUUCUCACAUUAUAUGGAAGACUAUAGAAAACUACUGGUGAACUGGUGAUCUGGUGAUCUGCUGCUGCUGUGAUGAGACCCAGUAUUACAGGGUGAGGGGUAAUGGGG